This is a messenger RNA of Entamoeba invadens IP1, 2856 nucleotides long. RefSeq names its product serine-threonine protein kinase, putative. Bases 1 to 2856 code for a protein of 951 amino acids. Lineage: Eukaryota; Evosea; Mastigamoebida; Endamoebidae. The record is from RefSeq and is a predicted model, not a curated record. Gene Ontology annotation, molecular function: ATP binding; protein kinase activity. Gene Ontology annotation, biological process: protein phosphorylation. The transcript is spliced from 2 exons.
AUGCAUUUGCUAUUUCCUCUUUUUUUGGCGCUUUCUGUGACAGGUAGCUUAGUAGAAGUCGAUAUCAGUAAGGUGAAUGAAACUUUAAAACACUUUGUCCCAUAUAUUGGGUAUAAUGAACGUUCAGAAUCUCGACACAACUUGCCUGUGUAUUAUGACUAUUCCGAUCCCAAAGAAUUCAAAUGGGACUCAACAUUGUCAAUCGUUCAGAACCGAACAGGUACUGUAAAGAUGUCCAGUCCUCGUCGUCCACAAAUCAUUGAUAUGAAAGAAGAGGCUUGGCUUCAGUAUGACCGCAAUUUGACACUUUACUCAUUAACAAAACAACCCCCACAAGUUGAAGUGGAGUCUCCGUAUAAUCAACAAAUCGAUCAAGAUGCUCCAAUGACGCAUCACCUCUAUUUUUAUUCAGAAAAGAUUAAGAAAGAGUUCAUUUUGACAUGUAUUAAAGGUAAAUUGAAUGCCCUCUCCACCGCAUAUCUAACUAUAUCACACAAGGAUAUUGGUGAUUGUGGACAGUAUAUAUCAGCUGGAAACACUGUUGUAGCUGUUAAAAACGACACUAAAAUAACAGUUUAUAGUUAUUACAAUGGCCCAGACUUUACUUCUGUUAUUGGACAAUACAAGUUUUUUCGGAACAUCAAACUUGCAGACUCAACUUCAGAAACUUUUCAAUAUGACCCAAUUAGAAUGACUCGAGACAAUAUAUUAUACGUUCCAGUGUCCGGGAGUAACAAAGUCUCUGUGUUUGACGAGAAAACUAAAUACGAGAAAGAAGACAUUUUGUCUGUUCCAUUCUAUCAAGAGGGUACUACUGAGUUCUUAAAACCACUGAAGUACUCCCCCUUUGAAAAUAUCAUUUCAUACGGACAAGUCAUUUUAGUGGGGACGCCGGGGUACUCGACACCAACUUUAAAAUUUUGUGGAGGAGGCUACGUCUUUUUUGAUAACAUUUUAGACCCAAAUUUCCACCCGAGAUUUGUUACUAUCAUCAAAAUUAACUCGACGAUUGCGUACUCAUACUUGGGAUACUCGGCCAGUACAUCUGCAAAGACAGCAUGGCUGGGCGGGUUCCAUACAAUAAACACUGAUUAUACAUAUCCAUCAUUGACUACAUCAAUUAAAAAAUUGACACAAGAGUAUUGUACAUAUUCGGUGUGUGAGUGUCACAAUAACUACACCUUUGUUAAUGGGACGUGUGUUUUAAAUACAAAGCAGAAGACAAGUAAAGCUCUGAUUAUUGUAUUGUGUUUAAUAUCGUUCUUACUGUUAAUAGGAUGCGGCGUCGCUGCUAUUUUAGUCUUCGGCGUGUGGAGGAAGAACAAGAAGAGGACGCCACAAACCAAAUUCAAGAUCGGCAAUUACGCGUACGAGUUCACCGCAGUCGACAAAUUCCCGUUGUCCUUGGACACUAACACUCUCUCCUUUGGGUACGACAAAACUAAGGCGCCUGUCGACGAAGAGUUAAGACAGACACUUAGGGUUUUGAAUAACACCAAAAAGACUUACAAAUACUCGUUUAAUCCACAAGAGACGGAGAACCACCACUUCACCAUUUCGUUCAGUCCAAAGACAGGCAAAUUGGCUGCUGGAAUCUUCCAAGAAAUCGAAGUCAAGUGCAAGUUUUUGUGCACAUGCAGACCCACCGAAAUUGUUGACUUAAUGGCGUGUCAAUGUGACGACGACAAAGCUGAAGAAGAGCACACGGCCAUUAAAAUAGGGUGUGAGAGUAUGAAUAGUGUCAAAUUGGACUACGAAGAGUUUGUGAAAGACCGCGUGAUAGGCGAAGGCUCUUUUGGUGUCAUUUUCUUGGGGAAGUAUCGAGGAAACGUUGUUGCUAUUAAGAAGACUAAGAACUUCUCAUGGCCCGAAGAUGUCCUUGAGAAUUUCAGGAAGGAGGUUGUCAUGAUGAAUAAGACGCGAUGCCCUUAUAUAGUCAACUUUGUUGGAUGUGUAGAUACUCCUGACCAAUAUGCCAUUGUAACCGAAUACGCACCAUACGGCAGUUUGAAAGAUGUCUAUGAAAGUCCAAAGUUCACCGAUAUCUUAGCUACAAAGUGUUUGACUGAUGUCGCAAAUGGGAUGGUAUUCUUGCACUCUUCUUUAAUUAUUCAUAGAGAUUUAAAGCCAGAGAACGUCUUAGUCUUUUCAAUGAGAAAGAAGGAGAAAGUGAAUGCUAAAAUAUCGGACUUUGGGACAAGUCGAGACAUCAGUUAUUCCAAUGUAGUCAGUAACAAUGGAAUGACACAAGGAGUCGGUACACCUUUAUAUAUGGCACCCGAGUUAUUGUCUAAGGAGAAAACGGAAUAUGGGCAACCAGUCGAUGUCUUUGCGUACGCAAUUUUAACAUUGGAAGUGAUGACUAGGAAAGUGCCAUAUUUGAGUCAAACGUUUAACCACUCAUGGGACGUUUCAGACUUUGUUAUCAAAGGCGGAAGACUGGACAUUCCUAAGAACUUCCCAGAAGGAAUUUCUCAAUUAAUCGCCGACUGCUGGGACAACGAUCCCAACAAGCGACCCAAAUUUCCCGAAAUUCGCGAUCGAAUCGAAGCCAUUUGGAAUGGACUGUACAAAAAGUACUUGGACGACAAAUCGGAGAAAGAAAAGGCUUUGAAUGCACUCGAGGCGUCACAGCCGCACAAAAUCGACAAGAAUGAGGAAAAGAAGAAAGAGAAAAAAGAAGAGAAGACGCCUAUUUUGGCAGUCAACUAUGAACAAUCAUCACUUCUGACCCCAAAAGAAGACAUCACAGUCACUUCAGUCGUUAACGACUCAUCACUCGUAAAUGUAAUAGAUGAACCACAGGUCGUUGGCCACGAAGACGUACUUACCGCAAUUGUCGAUGAUGUGUUCUAA